UGAGGAUCCAGAUCCAGACCGCAUCCACAUUCCACAUCUCUGUCCACAAUACACGGAACCCUAAAUCGAUCGAGUUCCUCCCAUCCAGCGAUGGCCCUGGCGGCGACCGCAAAAAAGAAGAACAAAGCAAUGGCCCCGGCGGCGCAGGGGGAGUGGUUCAUCAUGUACGGCAUCCCCAAGGUGUCGGGUGAGAUGAGCAAGGAAUUCCCCAAUGCGGCCUUCACCUUCAACGAGGUUCCGCUCCUUUCCCACCUAACCGUCCCGGGUAACGUCGCUACCCCCGCCGGAAGCGUCGACUACCCGUACAUCGCAGCUACCGACGACUGCGGCCUCCUGCUGCUCUGCGGUUACACCUUUGUCGGGCUCACCUACUACAUCUGCGACCCGUAUUUCUGUAGGACGCUGGGCAUCCUCCCCCCCGACGGCGGCUUCAACAGCCGCCACUCCGUCGGCCUCAUCCGCAAUCGCCGCGGCAGUGGGAUCAUGGUGGCCAUGCUCAACACGGGGCUCUUCAGUACACAGGCCCGCAUCAUACUCUCCUGCACGAUUGACCUGUGCGAGUGGGUCAACAAGGAGGCCGACUGCGGCCACAUCAGGGAGACAAAACCGUGCUGCUGGGAUGGCGUCCUCUCCCACGAGGGAUUCCUGUGGUGGUUCGACCUCUCUUCUUGUAUACUUGCCUGCAACCCCUUCCUGGAUAGACCGACGUUUUACCAAAUCAUGUUCCCGCAUGUCUCUGACCGGCUGCGCGCAGCGUGCUUCCCAGUUCAAGGUGACAAAUACCGCUGCUUAAAGAUUGUCCCCACGGUGGCGCUCGUCCACCCAAGGAAUGCCUACAAGGUUUACUUCUUCCUGGGCCAGCACAUCUUCUGUGUCAACCUGAAGAAAAAGUGAUGCAGUGUCUGGAGUUGGACAAUCAGGAGCUGCCGUCACUGUCCUCCCUCGUGGUCCAUUCCUGGAAUUUGCCGGCAGGGACCACAAAAAUCCAUUCGUCUGGGCCUGAUGAGUCUCACGUCCCUGGGGUUCAUUUCCUGGUUCACUAUAACUUGGUGGAUGGUUUUCUUGAGAAAGCAGUAGCUGUCAUGAGCAGGUCGCGUCCUGAAUUGUUUGGCAUGGGUAUGUAGAUCUAGGCUCCAAUUGUUUCAUUCCAAUGUUUUGGGUGGGAAUGCAUUAAUUAUUGGGUAUUGCUGGGCUAAAGGAAGUUCAUAAGACCAACUCUUCCAAAGCUAAAUUGUGGAGAAUUAGGUCUCCGGGUCUGGAUGAACUUGAAGAAGACGAAGAUCACUCUCUGACCAUGGAGGAAUCUGAUGACGGAGAUGACUCUGAGAUGGAGCAACUUGAAGAGGGCGGAAAUGACUGCGAGAUGACUGAGGAAUCUGAAGAGGACUGAGAUGAUGGAGGUGAUUUAGAUCCAAGUGUGGCAGCUGUUGUUACGCAGGGCUGCUUUGCGUGCCAGCCAGUGACCACCAUCCAUCACUUAUCGACUUGUCACUUCCACUUCUGUUUGCUCUUAUACUCCUAGACCAGUGGUUUGGCGUUCUGGAAGCAGCAUUGUUAUGCUAUAUACUCCUAUAUAUAUAUUAUACGAUGUUGUGACAAUA
This is a messenger RNA of Triticum urartu, 1601 nucleotides long. The record is from RefSeq and is a predicted model, not a curated record. NCBI's taxonomy places the organism in Eukaryota, Viridiplantae, Streptophyta, Magnoliopsida, Poales, Poaceae.